AUGUGGACGUAUCUCGCUCUUGUAUUGGCCACUGUGGCCUCAGGCCAAACCACACUCGAUCAGCCGCCUGGUCCAAACACAUGGCCACCAACAUCAACGUUAGCAUCCACCCUCAACCUAGCACCCAGUGUCACACCCAAUAUCAUCAACCCAGAUGCGCCAGAUGCACAAAGAAUUUGCCCUGGAUACAAAGCCGCUAAUGUCGUUACUUCCGACAACACCAUCACUGCAGACCUGUCUCUCGCCGGUCCUGCAUGCAAUGCGUACGGAAAUGAAAUUUCAGACCUUGUCCUCGAAGUUCAGUACCAGAAUGCUGCUCAGCUCAACGUCAAGAUCUACACCAAAUACGUUACUCCAUCAAACAGAUCCUUGUACAUUUUGGACGAGUCUCUCAGCCCUAGUGGCAGUGCCUCUCAUGAGUGUACUGCUAGCAAUAGUGAUUUGAGGUUCGAGUGGACUAAUGAUCCUACCUUCCAAUUCCGGGUCAAGCGUGCAAAGACUGGUGAGACAAUUUUUGACACCUACGGCCACAAGAUCGUGUUCGAGGACCAAUUCCUCGAGCUAGUCACGAACAUGGUCCCAGAGUACAAUAUCUAUGGACUACCAGAAGCGAUCCGUGGAAGCUUUCGCUUACCAAAUCAGUACACACAGACCUUCUGGAAUCAAUACAAUGAGACGAACGAUCAACAGAUUGAUGCGAAUAUGCAUAGCACGCACCCAGUCUACCUCGAGACCCGUUACAAUAAUGGGUCCUCCAAGUCACACGUGGUAUACGGUCGCAACCUUCACGGUCAAGAAUGGCUUCUACGCCCGGAUCGUAUCAUCUACCGGACAAUCGGUGGCAGCUUCGACUUCUACUUCUUCAGUAGUCCUUCGCCAACGGAGGCUUUGGCGCAGCAGCAGCUUGGUGUGAUUGGCACACCCGUCAUGCAGCCUUACUGGGCGCUUGGUUUCCAUCAAGUUCGUUGGGGCUACCAGAACUGGACUGUUCUACAGGAAAUUAUUGAUGGAUAUGCGGCUGCGAAUAUUCAACUCGAAGCGAUUUGGAACGACUUGGAUUACCUGUUUCAGUAUCGCAUCUUCACCCAUGAUAAUAAUACAUAUCCCAUGGAUGAAGGCAAAGAGUUCCUCGCCAAGCUGCAUGCAAAUGGUCAGUACUGGAUGCCUAUACUAGACCCCAACGUGUAUGUGCCGGCACCAGGCAACGGGACUGACGCAAAUCCUACCUACGAUCGCGGAAAAGCACUUGAUCUCUAUAUCAAGCAUGGAGAAGGGCACACAGAUGACUACAUCGGCAUCCAGUGGCCAGGCUUCAGCUACGAGCUGCACAAUACUUACGGCUAUGUCUCUGGUAAAGCAACCUACAAUGCGCUCCUGUCUGUGUUCCCAGGAAAACGUCCGUUCUGGAUUGCGCGAUCAACAUCACCCGGCUCCGGUGCUAUAACUGGUCACUGGGGCGGCGACACAAACUCGCGUUGGGGUAACAUGUACAUGACCAUUCCUCAAGCAUUGACCUUCAGCAUAGCUGGCAUUCCUUACUUUGGUGUCGAGACGUGCGGCUUCAACGGAAAUGCCGAUAUGGAGCUCUGCACGCGAUGGAUGCAGCUCAGUGCUUUUUUUCCUCUAUAUCGCAACCACAACUCCCGCAACACAAUUGCGCAGGAAGCAUUCAGGUGGGCGACUACUGCGGAAGCCACUCGUCGUGUGAUGGAUGUGCGCUUCCGUCUCUUGCCCUACCAAUACACACUAUUUCAUGCUGCGCACAAGCGCGGUGAAACAGUGUUGCGCGCGUUGUCAUGGAACUUUCCUGACGACGAGUCGCUGAAAAGUGUUGAUAAUCAGUUCAUGCUCGGACCUUCCAUCUUGACCACGCCGGUACUAGCUCCACUGCUGCGCGUCUCACAAGGAGUGUUCCCUGGUGCGCCACAUACGCGGUGGUACGAUUGGUAUACGCUCAAAGAGGUGCACGCCCAGCCAGGUCAGAAUGUAACAUUAGAUGCACCGCUCGAGCACAUCCCAGUACACGUGCGUGGUGGCAGCAUUAUCGCAAGUCAGAAGCCUGGGAGUACGACCAAAACGACCAGGAUGAAUCCGUGGAGCAUCCUAGUCGCGCUCGACGGUAAGCGGGAAGCCGAAGGGGAGCUUUACCUCGACCACGGUGUGAGUCAGGAGCCCACUGAAAUCAAGGAGAUUAAGUUCUCGUUUGCUAACGCUACCUUGACGACGUCAAUGACUGGCUCCUACGAAGACACCAAUGCGUUGGCCAAUAUCACGAUCGCUGGUUGGGUCCAGGACAAUAGUCUCGUCGAAUGUGGCGCUGUCAAGAUCAUGUCUGGUGGGAGGGGUGUAGACUCAGGCAACGUUAAGAUCACGAGCGAUAAUGGCGCCGUGCACGUGACGGGGUUGGAAGAUGUGGCCAGGGCAUUUCAUUCAAACCUAUCUAUCAGCUUCAUGUAG
Molecule: messenger RNA, 2457 nt
Organism: Alternaria postmessia
Lineage: Eukaryota; Fungi; Ascomycota; Dothideomycetes; Pleosporales; Pleosporaceae
Exons: 4
Coding region: 1-2457 (818 amino acids)
Biological process (GO): carbohydrate metabolic process
Molecular function (GO): carbohydrate binding; hydrolase activity, hydrolyzing O-glycosyl compounds
Source: RefSeq, a predicted model, not a curated record